Molecule: messenger RNA, 1089 nt
Organism: Bacillus rossius redtenbacheri
Lineage: Eukaryota; Metazoa; Arthropoda; Insecta; Phasmatodea; Bacillidae
Gene: Wnt10
Product: protein Wnt-10a
Exons: 4
Coding region: 1-1089 (362 amino acids)
Biological process (GO): neuron differentiation; canonical Wnt signaling pathway; multicellular organism development
Cellular component (GO): extracellular region
Molecular function (GO): cytokine activity; frizzled binding
Source: RefSeq, a predicted model, not a curated record
AUGAUCUGGGCCGUCUUCUUGCUGUCAUCCGCACUUUCGACGUCCAGCUGUUCAGGGUUCGCUGCGUGGGCGCAGCCGCGCCAGCUCGUCAGCAGCGCCGUGUGCAAGACGUUCCCCGGGCUGAGCAGGCAGCAGCUGGGCAUGUGCCGGCGACACCCGGACGUGGUCGUGGCCGCCGUGGAGGGCCUGCAGCUGGCGGUGGGCGAGUGCCGGCACCAGUUCCGCCGCCACCGCUGGAACUGCUCGGCGCUGAGUCGGCGCAGCGGCAACCCGCUGGCCAGCGCCUUCCUGCGGACGGGCUUCAGGGAGGCGGCCUUCGCGCGCGCCAUCUCGGCGGCGGGCGUGGCGCACAGCGUGGCGCGCGCAUGCAGCGCCGGCCGCCUGGCCGCCUGCGGCUGCGGCGACCGCCUCCGCCGCGCCGGGGGCGGCUGGAAGUGGGGCGGCUGCUCGCACAACCUCGAGUACGGCAUGCGCGUGGCGCGCCGCUUCCUGGACUCGCGCGAGCCCCGCGAGGGAGACAUUCAGUCGCGCGUCAACCUGCACAACAACCACGCCGGCCGCCUGGCGGUGGCGACCGGCAUGCAGGCGCGCUGCAAGUGCCACGGCAUGUCGGGCAGCUGCGAGCUGAAGACGUGCUGGAAGGCGGCGCCCGACUUCCGCGCCGUGGGCGACGCGCUGAGGCAGCGCUACCUGUCCGCCGUGCUGGUGGACCAGUCCAACCUGGGCAGCGGCUCGCCCCUGCUGCUGGGAGGCCGGCGACAGCGUGACCGGAGGCCGCGCAAGAGGCCGCACCAGCGGCGCAGGUUCCGCCCCGGCCGCCGGAGGGACCUGGCGCUCAGCCUCCUGUACUACGAGCGCUCGCCCAACUACUGCGAGCGCGACCCCGCAGUCGACUUCGCCGGCACGGCGGGGCGCACCUGCAACCGCACCGGCGCCUCGUCCGACGGCUGCGCGUCGCUGUGCUGCGGCCGGGGGUACAACGUGGCGCGCGAGCGGCGCGUCGAGCGCUGCCAGUGCCGCUUCCAGUGGUGCUGCACGGUCGCCUGCCAGAACUGUACCGUCGAAGAGUGGAUCACUGUCUGCAAGUAG